AUGUCGGCAAUAUCGGCUCCAUCGAUACCUCAACAACUUGGUGUGCUUAGUCGGUAUCUAGGUCGUCUCGCGUCUACCGACCCCGAUCAAGUAUGGGAGGCUUCUAGGAAGGUCCGUGAAGUUUUGAAAGGCGAGAUGGUCCCACUGCCCGAGCAGGAGGAGGAUGAGGAGGUCGCGACGGUUGAUGUCUGCGAAGGCCGACCAGAAGACAGUGUGAAAGCUCUGAGUGCUAUCACUGCCACCUUUAAGGCCACAAACAUGACCGAUGCCGAUACGUGGACUUCCUUGUUGAAGCAUCUCGGAGUUUCCACCUCCUCAACUGAACCUAACCAAUGGACCCCAGAGCUCCUCUCGGGGUCCAUAAGCAUCCAGAAGAAUGCUCUCCAAGGUGGCUUCCUCGAUACACAGCUCCUCGCUGCGACCGUUGAUACCAUGGCCGCGCUGCCUCCGGAGGAUGUCUCCGUCUGCGAUCUGAAUACGAUGGUCUCGAUUCUUUCUAAAGUCGGUGUUGCUGAACCCGACAUUUUGUAUAAACUACGACAUUUGUGGCUGGGGAAGCUGUCCGAUAUGGAUUUAGGAGCAAUUGUCUCUAUAUUGGACCUACUCGGACAUGCUAAGGUGCCCGACCAUGAAAUUUUCCUCACAGCCAGCGAGGUGCUCCAGCUGUCCGCGGACGUCUUCACCUUGCCCCAGUGUAUAUCUCUCCUUCGUAGUUGUGCUCGCUGUGGGGAGUUCCACGUCCGCCUUUUCCACUGCAUAUUCGCCAGAAUCGUCACCCUCCUGCCCACGGCUAAUAUCUCUGUGCAUGCGUGCGGCGCCAUCUUGGACUCAAUGGCUUCCUUGAGAGCACGAGAUGACCGAGUUGUGCUAGCCACGGCACUCAAGCUGAAUCAACUCCUGGAAACGAGUCAUGAUAGCGGUCCCGAUACCACUCGAUCUCCACUUCUCGAUUUACAGCACGUCUCCUCUUGCCUCCGAGCCCUCUCAAAGCUCGGUUUCGUACAGCCAUCGACUUUGGAGAACCUCAUGGCCACCUGCCGCCGCUGUCUGUCUUCCAAUACGCUCACAUUGGAUCUCGGCAUAGUCGGCUUACUAUCCCACAGUAUUAACAGACUCGGGCUGUACGAUCCUGUCGUGACCUGGCAUCUUCACAAUGCAGUACGGCGCUCUUUGGAUGACCCCGACGUUGAAAAGCAAACAGAUGCCCGGUUGGUCGCGGCACUCUCCGCAUGCUAUAACUGCAUCGGACCCCUUCCCGAGGAGAUCGAGCAAGAUUUCCAGUUGACUGCAGUUAGAAUAGUUAAUUUAAUGCUGCAGAGGCACAGAGAAAAGGGCACCGAGAUGAAAUCUCGGACAAGAGUGAGCAUCCACACUGCAUUACUCGCUAUCAUCCCUCACGAUCCCUCCAGAGUCGCACCAGAGGCCGCCGAACUCGACCCGAGGGCAAUAGUGACCUCUGCCGUCGAGGAGUCUAGUUCUGGUCUGAUGAAGGAGGUUCUGCAAGCAGUCAAGGGUCUACGAGAUGGACUCUCCGUACAAGAGGAGGACCCCAACUGA
Perkinsus marinus ATCC 50983 is the source of this 1557-nucleotide messenger RNA. RefSeq lists its product as hypothetical. The coding region runs from base 1 to 1557 and encodes 518 amino acids. The record is from RefSeq and is a predicted model, not a curated record. The transcript has 14 exons. NCBI's taxonomy places the organism in Eukaryota, Perkinsozoa, Perkinsida, Perkinsidae.